AUGGCCGGGUUCUUCGCGACCCCUCCAACGCUAACGGGCACGCUCCUUUCAACCGUCCCCUCAAGCCUCUACGACCAGGGCACAUCCGACUGGUCACCCGGCAAUGGCCCCCCGCCCCCCAUCUUCCUUGAGGGCAUCACCUCCGACACACAAGGCAACCUCUGGCUGGUAGACAUUGGGCCGGGCCGAAUCCUGCGUCUCGACUCCUCGGGGACAUGGCACGUCGCGACGCAGUUCAAAGGCAACCCCAACGGGCUCGCAAUGGCGCAGGACGGCCGUCUCAUGAUCGCGGACUAUGCGGAGGGGAUCCUGGCAUAUGACCCGGCCGCGGGAAAAGUGACGCCGCAUCUCGCGCGCAGAAACCUUGAGAGGUUCAAGGGGCCCAACGACCUCGUUGUGGCGUCCAACGGCGAUUUGUAUUUCACGGACCAGGGACAGACAGAUAUGGCGGACCCCACGGGGCGCGUGUACCGCCUCUCGGAGGGGGGCAAGCUCGACAUGCUCAUCGGCAACGGGCCGAGUCCGAAUGGCCUCGUCCUGAGCCCGGACGAGAGCAUUCUCUACGUCGCGAUGACCCGCGACAACUCGGUCUGGCGCUGCCCGCUGCACAAAGACGGCACGACGACGAAAGUCGCGCGUUUUUUCUCAACAAAUGGCAGCACGGGCCCCGACGGGCUCACGAUCGACAUAGAGGGCAAUGUCUUUAUCUGCAUGCCGCCGCUCGGGGCGAUCUUUGUCGUCUCGCCGCUCGGCGAGCCCGUCGCGCGCAUCAAUGCGCCGAAGACCGACAAGCCGGCCAUGCUCACAAACUGCAUAUUUGGGAGCCGCGCCGAGGACCGCAGGCGGCUGUACUUUUGCGACUCGUUGGCAGGCGCGGUCGGAUAUGUCGACUGGCAUUGCGAGGGCGCCACACCACUGCGCGCGACGAAACAGUAG
This is a messenger RNA of Cutaneotrichosporon oleaginosum, 936 nucleotides long. RefSeq lists its product as uncharacterized. The record is from RefSeq and is a predicted model, not a curated record. Lineage: Eukaryota; Fungi; Basidiomycota; Tremellomycetes; Trichosporonales; Trichosporonaceae.